Molecule: messenger RNA, 1829 nt
Organism: Daucus carota subsp. sativus
Lineage: Eukaryota; Viridiplantae; Streptophyta; Magnoliopsida; Apiales; Apiaceae
Product: RING-H2 finger protein ATL65
Exons: 1
Coding region: 118-1413 (431 amino acids)
Biological process (GO): protein ubiquitination
Molecular function (GO): transferase activity
Source: RefSeq, a predicted model, not a curated record
UCUUUCUUAAUACACACAAUUUGACCAGACCCCAACCAAUCACCGACCUCCACGUGUACACUCCACUACAAACUCCCACACUGACCAAAAGUCAAACUUCAUUACUUCACACAUCACAUGUCAAUCUCUCAAGUCUCAAGCCUCAACUCAGCUUCACUUCCAUUUCAUUACAAACUCAACUCACUCCCCUCCCUUGUCCUAACCCCUCUAAACCCCUCAAACAUGUUCCCAACAUCCCCCUCCCCUUCCCCCAGUCCACAAAAAACUCGGAACUCCGACAUUAGUACGAUAUUGUCCGCUCCGUCCCCAUCUCCUUCCCCCUUCCCCUCACAAAUCCAAUCACAAUCCGCCACAUCAUCACAAGCCGUGAAAUUCACACCACCACUAAUCGCAAUGGUAGCCAUCGUCGCCACCGCCUUCCUCCUCAUCACCUACUCCCGCCUCCUCUUCCGAAAAUUCCUCCACCUCCGCGCCAAAUUCCGCCGCUACCGCCGCCGCCGCCGCCUCAUCACCUCAUACAACCCCUCCUCCGCCGGCGACAUCGCCGCCGAAUCCCCGCCCUACAUCUCCGAUCACAUCGAAAACUACCAAAUCUUCUCGCCUUACGGCCUCGAUGACUCGACGAUCAAAACAAUCCCCCUCACAAUAUACACUCGCAAGAGCAUUUCACACGAAUGCGCCGUGUGCUUGCUCGAAUUCGAAGAAAGCGAAUACAUACGCACGCUGCCCGUUUGCAACCACACAUUUCACGUCGAUUGUAUCGACAUUUGGCUCCGAUCACACGCCAAUUGUCCGCUCUGCCGAACCGGAAUUUUCCGGCCGAGCUCGCCUUUUAUCCCCGUAAUGGCGUCGAGAAUCCGGCCGAGCCUCGACGAAAUAAUCCUCGAAAGCACCAUUCUAGAAACCUUAACCGAAACUCCGCCUCAUUACGACACCACUGCCGAUGAAAUCACCGUUGAUUUAUCAGAAGACCGGUUAAUUCGGCGUAAUUUUCUGCUCAAGAGGUCGUAUUCUUUCGGUUUCGAACGGAAUUUAGGUUCCGAGAGAUUACUAAACGAGCCUGCCAUGACUUCUCCGUGGCGGUACCGGAGAAGUGGAGGCUUCUGGAGCACUAAACGUCCUUCGCCAUUUAGUACCUUAACAAAACACCGCGUGUUUUCAUUAAGGUACUAUCGGGGAAUGAAAUCCCCGUUCUUCCGCCAGAAAGGCGUCUCAGGUCUUUCUGGCGGAAGCUUCCCAAUGUCCGAGUCAAGGUACGGUUGCGGGAGCUCGCGAAGGCGAAAGUCCUUCGCGAGCCCCAUGUUCAUAAGAUCAUCAGAAAGAAGAACAGUCCUAUCCUCAUCCUCAGAGUCUCGGUUACGGAGCGGUGAUCCCGAGGCACUAUUAUCACCGGACCGAUACAAUCGUCGUUAAAAAAUAUUAUAUAUGACACGUGACAUUCGGAAUCCAGUCCGGGAGCAUUAAAUGAUUGAGCUGAUCGGAGCAAGAUGUUAGGUGAGAGGGGGAGGGAGUAAUUAAUGGAGAAGCAGAGGGGUGCAUGUGAGAAUUAAUGGCUGCAGCUCAGCAAAUUAAAUUGAAGCGGCAUUUAUUAAAUUGGAGACAGCUUCUUCAGGGAUUGUACACUGCAGUAAGUGAUAUUUUUACACAGUUCAUAUUUGUAUGUAUAGUAUAUAUGGGACUGAUGAAGUGCAAACGUUUAUGCUAUUUACAAACUUGUGCCAGAUAGAUGUUUGCUCUUGAUCAGUUCUUUAUGGGAUGUAGAAUCAGACUCUGUUAUCAUAAUUUAUAACUUCAAAAUUAUAUACAUUUGUUUUUAUUUGGCACAUUUA